AUGGACCAAGACAGAGGUGUGCCCGAUAUCCCUGGGGAUUUGGUAGCCCCUGAGGUUGCAGAAUACUUGAAGUCACGAGUGUCGCGAAUUUUGAGAACAAGGUUCAAUUCCUUUCCAGGUUCUCAACCGGUUAGCUUUGCAAGAGAGCAUUUGACAACGCUAAAAAACAAAGACUAUCUUGUUUGUGAAAAAUCAGAUGGUUUGCGAUGUUUGCUUUUGGUAAUGAUCAAUGAGGACACUGGAGAGGAGGGGACGUUUCUUAUCAACAGAGAAAACCAAUAUUACAUAGUUCCUGGGUUCCAUUUUCCAAGGUCCAGCAAGAAUUUCGACAGCUCGCAUAAUGGUACUAUCGUUGAUGGUGAGCUUGUUUGGAGCAAAAAUCCAACCACUGGAAUCAGGGAAAUAAGAUAUCUUAUUUUUGAUUGUCUUGCUAUGGAUAUGACCAGUGUUAUGCAUAAAAACUUAUGGAAAAGACUGUACCACGCACAGCAUGAGUUUCACAAACCAUACAUGGAUCUUCGGCGGGCCUUUCCAGACGCUUGUGCUCAAUUUCCUUUCAAGCUAGAUUUCAAGAACAUGACACAGCCCUACAAAAUCCGCAAGAUUUUCCAGGAAAUGAAGAACUUGACGUAUGUUUCUGAUGGUUUGAUCUUAACUUGUUGUGACACUCCAUAUAUUCCAGGAACAGAUACCACUUUACUGAAGUGGAAGCCAGCAGAAGAGAAUACGAUAGAUUUGAAGCUGAAGUUGGAAUUUCCGAUAUACGUUGACGAGUCCUUACCCAAGCACGACCCGAACCGGGAAUAUUAUGACUACGAUGCGACCCCUACCAUCAAGCUGUAUGUCUGGAAGGGUAAAGAUGAGGCUGAAGACGAAUCCAUUGAAGAGAACAUCCAACGAAACGACGGAGAAUAUGUGAACAGUUUCAGUGGGUACGAAGAAUGGGAUCAGUUAACGAUUACGGACGAGGAAUGGGAACAACUAAAAAGAACAGGGGAGUCUUUUAAUGGACGAAUUGCAGAGGUCAGAAGAAACGAGAAAGGUGAGUGGAAACUCCUCCGUUUUAGAGACGAUAAGAUUCAUGGAAAUUACAUCACUGUUGUGUCAAAGGUGUUAAAAUCCAUAGAUGAUUCUGUGAGCAAGGAGGAGCUCAUAGCUGCCGAGGAUGAAAUUAAGGCUAGAUGGAUGGAAAGAGAAAAGCUGAAACAACAGUAUGCUCAGCACGCUCAACAUACGCACUCGCAUCAGCCUCAUCCUAAGCCUCAACCCUCCCCUCCAGAGAAACGCAAAAUAGAAGCUCCUCCGAAACCUGAGGACGAUGAUGAAUAUUACGAAUCAGAUGGUUUUGAAGAGUUGCCAACGUAUACCAAAACAAACAGUCCAAAAUAUGGAGACAUGGAACUUUCCAGUAAAAGAAGACAUGUAUAA
This is a messenger RNA of Ogataea parapolymorpha DL-1, 1428 nucleotides long. Its product is annotated as mRNA-capping enzyme subunit alpha. Gene Ontology annotation, biological process: 7-methylguanosine mRNA capping. Gene Ontology annotation, molecular function: ATP binding; mRNA guanylyltransferase activity. The record is from RefSeq and is a predicted model, not a curated record. Gene Ontology annotation, cellular component: mRNA capping enzyme complex. NCBI's taxonomy places the organism in Eukaryota, Fungi, Ascomycota, Pichiomycetes, Pichiales, Pichiaceae. Bases 1 to 1428 code for a protein of 475 amino acids. The transcript has a single exon.